This is a messenger RNA of Mytilus trossulus (common blue mussel), 5565 nucleotides long. RefSeq names its product mucin-like protein. The transcript is spliced from 22 exons. Bases 1892 to 5212 code for a protein of 1106 amino acids. NCBI's taxonomy places the organism in Eukaryota, Metazoa, Mollusca, Bivalvia, Mytilida, Mytilidae. Gene Ontology annotation, biological process: cell-matrix adhesion. The record is from RefSeq and is a predicted model, not a curated record. Gene Ontology annotation, molecular function: calcium ion binding.
GUCUCAAACUUCUGGCACUACAGUUUCAAGCACCGAAGGUACAACUGUCUCACAGACUACUGGCACUACAGUCCAUACAACAACAGGCACAGUUCAAAGUACAACCUCGCCAGUGACCAGUACAGAAGGUACAACCGUGUCUCAGACUACUGGCACUACAGUAUCAAGCACCGAAGGUAUCACUGUCUCACAGACUACUGGAACUACAGCUGAGACAACGACAGACACAAUUGCAACUACCACCUCGCCUGUGACCAGCACAGAAGAUACAACCGUGUCUCAAACUUCUGGCACUACGGUUUCAAGCACCGAAGGUACAACUGUCUCACAGACUACUGGCACUACAGUCGAUACAACAACAGGCACAAUUCAAAGUACAACCUCGCCAGUGACCAGCAGCGGAGGUACAACCGUGUCUCAAACUUCUGGCACUACAGUUUCAAGCACCGAAGGUACAACUGUCUCACAGACUACUGGCACUACAGUCGAUACAACAACAGGCACAAUUCAAAGUACAACCUCGCCAGUGACCAGCACCGAAGGUACAACCGUGUCUCAGACUACUGGCACUACAGUAUCAAGCACCGAAGGUACCACUGUCUCACAGACUACUGGAACUACAGCUGAGACAACGACAGGCACAAUUGCAACUACCACCUCGCCUGUGACCAGCAGCGAAGGUACAACCGUGUCUCAAACUUCUGGCACUACAGUUUCAAGCAUCGAAGGUACAACUGUCUCACAGACUACUGGCACUACAGUCGAUACAACAACAGGCACAAUUCAAAGUACAACAUCGCCAGUGACCAGCACAGAAGGUACAACCGUGUCUCAGACUACUAGCACUACAGUAUCAAGCACCGAAGGAACCGCUGUCUCACAGACUACUGGAACUACAGCUGAGACAACGACAGGCACAAUUGCAACUACCAAUUCGCCUGUGACCAGCACCGAAGAUACAACCGUGUCUCAAACUUCUGGCACUACAGUUUCAAGCACCGAAGGUACAACUGUCUCACAAACUACUGGCACUACAGUCGAUACAACAACAGUCACAAUUCAAAGUACAACCUCGCCAGUGACCAGUACAGAAGGUACAACCGUGUCUCAGACUACUGGCACUACAGUAUCAAGCACCGAAGGUACCACUGUCUCACAGACUACUGGAACUACAGCUGAGACAACGACAGGCACAAUUGCAACAACCACCUCGCCAGUGACCAGCACCGAAGGUACAACCGGGUCUCAAACUUCUGGCACUACAGUUUCAAGCACCGAAGGUACAACUGUCUCACAGACUACUGGCACUACAGUCGAUACAACAACAGGUACAAUUCAAAGCACAACCUCGCCAGUGACCAGCACAGAAGGUACAACCGUGUCUCAGACUACUGGCACUACAGUAUCAAGCACCGAAGGUAUCACUGUCUCACAGACUACUGGAACUACAGCUGAUACAACGACAGGCACAAUUGCAACUACCACCUCGCCUGUGACCAGCACAGAAGGUACAACCGUGUCUCAGACUACUGGCACUACAGUAUCAAGUACCGAAGGUACCACUGUCUUGCAGACUACUGGAACUACAGCUGAGGCAACGACAGGCAAAAUUGCAACUACAACCUCGCCUGUUACCACCGCCGAAAGUACAACAGUCUCUCAGACUUCUGGCACUACAGUUACAAGCACAGAAGAACCGUUUGGGUCAGAAAUAAUAUUUUCUGUCGCAGUGCCUAGUGGUGAUGACAUUGUUUCAGAUUCUGUUGAUAUAGAAGGUGCAGUUCCUGGAUUUGAUGAUCAGUAUCAGUGUAUUCAUGUCAGUACCAAUGGUUUAGUGACUCUAGGAAACAAUACGGUUGGCUACACUCCACAGAAUUCUACCUCUUUAGAAAUGGCAGACACAAUUAUGUUGCAACCAUACUGGACUGAUUUGGACACGACAAACUUAACAGAAACAUCAGUAUAUUACACAGUAUACCAAAAUUUACAACCAACUACAAAUUUGACUGUUAAAUGGAGACCUUUCUUAGAUCCAACUUUUAACCCAACAUGGGCAGUGGAGGUUUCCUGGAAUGUUGUUGCGCCUUUUCCAGCUGAAGAAAAUGAAGGCAUUGAGAAUACAACAUUUCAAGCAAUUAUUUUUACUGAUGGUGAUAAAACGUAUGUCAUCUACAAUUACAAUGGAACAUCUCUACCAUAUGAUGGUGCAAGGACUCCAUUCAUUGGUUUGAAAGCCCCAAAUGUCAGUGUCCAACACCCGUUAUCUGGAACUGCCGAUGCUGGAAAUGUAUUUGACACACCUGGAAAUACAGGUGAAAAAGGAAUAUGGAUAUUUCCUUUGUUUGAUGAAAAGAACCCACCUCGUAAUUAUGCAGCAACCUGUAAAAAAUGGAAGAAGCAACAAGCUAUAAUUACUCCUAACCCGUCCUGUCCAUGUACAUAUACACAGGCACUUCUUGACAAAAGAUUACGUAUGGAUGCAACAACAUCUUGUGCAGAACUGAUUUCACCUACACCACAAGGAUAUGGUGUGCUGUGUUGCUAUGAUGCUGCAUCAACUGGAGCAUUAUUAACUGGACUUAGAGGAACAAGCAAGUUUUAUCGCUAUCACCCACGACUUUAUCCCACAGAACAUCAAAAGAAUGACCUUGAUGCAGAAACAGCUUGUUGUCAACUAGAUAAAAGUUGUGACACUUACUAUCAAUACAGGCCAUCUCCGACGUGUGUGAACUACACUUCUCUUACCUGUGCUCAUGUUUAUGGUACUCCACAUAUUACAACAUUUGAUGGCUUAGACUAUACAUUCAGUAACAAGGGAGAGUUUGUACUGGCUUAUAGUCCAACAGGAAUCCAGGUUCAAGGUAGACUGGAACAUCCCUGGCUUAAUGGAGCUCCCACAGAACAGAACACCAACACAACAGUUUACACAGCGUUUGCUAUACAUGAGGCUGGAUCAUCUAAUAUAACAAUUAUGUUUAAUGAGAAGAGAACAGGUAUAGAAAUAAUAGUUGAUGGUACAAGAAUAACAAACCAGUUAUCACAGGGAACAAUAUAUGACAUCAGUGGUGGAGCAAUCAGACAGGAUGGGGAAUGUUAUGUAGUCACGUAUAACUCAGGUUUUGCAGCAGAAUUUUGUCAUGUUGACAAAACUAUACAGAUGACCCUAUGCUCAGAACCACAUUUGUUGGAUGGAGUGACUGGUUUAUUAGGAACUGCUAAUAACAACCAAACUGAUGAUAUACAAACACCAUCUGGAACAUUACCAACCAACCAAUCAGACCCUAGUCUAUACCAGAUUCUGUCAGAAUGGGCUGUAACUCCUGAAACAACAAGAUUCUGGUAUAACAAUGGAUAUUCAAAUGAAAAUUAUACUCAGGAUAAUUAUAUUCCAAUAUUCCAAGAGGAUAUUUCGGAUGCAACCAUUGCACAAACUAACGACACUUGUGGAGACAAUAAGUUAUGUCAGUAUGACACUAUUGUACUAGGACCCACUGUGGGAUCUAACACAAACCAAGAAUAUGAAAAAGUAAAGAACAAAGAUAAAAUAAAAGAUAAUUAUGUUCCACCUCCAGAAGGGACACAAGUUGUAAAUGUAACUAUAAAUGACCAGAUAACAUUUGAAAUACAAAAACCCAUACCAGGGAUGUCGAUCAAUUGCCAGCUACCACUCAACGCAACAUGUUCAGAGGAAACUAACACCUCUGUCAAAGUCACAUGGACUCCAACUAAUUUUGAUCCCACAAUUCUCAGGUUUGUUGGAGAGGAUACACUAGGAGGUAUAAGCCAGGCAUUAGGUAUUGUCAUUAAUAUAUGUGACUGUAACAACCAUGGGACAUGUGACUUUGACAAGCUUCUGUAUGCCCAGAAUCCUAAUAGCUACUUCCGCAAGGUCAAGUGUACUUGUGAAGAAGGCUGGACAGGUACACAUUGUGACCUUGACUUUAACGGAUGUGAAGGGGCACCUUGUGAGUCAAGAGGGACAACUUGUGAAGAUUUGAGUCCUGCUAACCACAGGGCUAAUAAAUACCCAUACAAAUGCAAAGUGUGUGGGAAUGGAUACAAAAAGGGAGGAAUCAACAAAACUAAAUGUUAUGAUGUUAAUGAGUGUAAGAAAGACAAAGGUAUAUGUGGUAUACACAACUGUAAGAACCAAAAAGGAAAACACACAUGUUUGUGUAAAAGAGGCUUCUUGACCAAUGUGAAUGGUGAAUGUGCACCAGAACCUACACCAUUAGAUAAAGAUGUGGAGCUGGAAGUUUCUCUUGAUGGGAAAUUCUCCGGAUCUGAUAAUAAGAGUAUAUCUGAAUCUUUGGCAAAAAUAUUUGGAAAUGUUACUGGGUUAGACUUUAGUUCAGUAGACAUACCACCUGAAGCUAUCAAUUUCGAUCCAGCAACAAAUAAAACAACAGUGAACUUUAAUGUGACCUUGAAUACCCCUGUUAAACCAGAAGAUGAACAGCUGAUAGCUGGAGCGAUGAGUUCUGUUGUUUUACAAAAUAGACCAUUAGUGAUUGAUAACACUACAGUACCUGUCUUACAGGAUUCACCAUACAUUUUCAUACAGAAACCAGAUGGAACUCAGGUCAAAGUUCCACUUGGAAUAAACAGUACAAAUGAUGGUUGUACCAUAUUCAGAGCUAGUGAAACAUGUAGAAAUAAUCAACCCUGUGAAGUUGAUGAAAACAACCAGCCAAAAUGUGUGUGUGGGGAAGCCUAUAAUGGAGAUUAUUGUCAGUAUGCAGCUGAGCCUGUAGAUACUAGAGAAAAAGAAGUCCUAGAAAUAGGGGUACCAAUCCUUGCUGCUGCUGCUGGACUGGCAGCUGCCACAUGUCUGAUCCUGGCUCUCAGACGAGGUUCUAAAGGAAAGGAAGAGGCAUCUCAGGCUAGUGAUGGAAUACCUGUGUUUGGUAUGCCCUCAACAAUGUAUUUACCUCAUUAUACCAAAGCAUUUACACCAUUCUCUGCAUCUAGUCAAUGGGAAGAUGAAGAACUAUCUGAAGAUAGAUUAUUUGAGUUCCCUAUAUCAUACCCCUAUGAUAAUGAAGAAUUGGAACAGUAUACAAAUGAUGACGACGAUGAUAACGUUAGCUUAGAUAUGGCAGGUAUGGAUGCAGAUUGGUUCAAUGAUGCACUCACGAAUGAACCAGACUUUAAUAUUCCUAGGCCAAACCUAGUAUCUGACAAUCCAAUUUUCCCAAAUUUGUCCUCAUAGUACCAAUGAAAGAAGAAGAAUCCAACAAUGAAAAGAAAAGAAAUACAUGGACAUGAAAUUAUGUAAAACUAUAAAAUCUUGAAAAAUUAAAUUUGUAUUUAAUGUAUGGAAAAAUGAACAUUUAAUGUAGAAUAAUUACUAAAAAAAAGAAAAUAUUGCUUUUAAAUACAUCAAAGUUUCAUAUCAUCGCACUGACCAUCAAGAGAAAUCAUUGUUUUUAUUAUUAAAAUUUAAGGAAAUGGGCUGUUCUGAUAUAAUGAAGAUACACAUGGUUUUAUCAAUUAAAAUUAUACAUAAAUUUUGUCAAAUGCAAGUCUGCUUUUAUAUAUGUUUUUUUUCAAAACUAUUUAAUU